Molecule: messenger RNA, 1373 nt
Organism: Acanthochromis polyacanthus (spiny chromis)
Lineage: Eukaryota; Metazoa; Chordata; Actinopteri; Pomacentridae
Product: nicotinamide riboside kinase 2-like
Exons: 1
Coding region: 829-1236 (135 amino acids)
Cellular component (GO): cytoplasm
Source: RefSeq, a predicted model, not a curated record
AAUCACAAAGUCUGUCUUUAGUUCAGCUGAAAAUAUUAGUUUUUGUCUUUUUAUUGACCAAACUUUUCAGGAAGUAGAUGAAGAAUAGUUAAAGUUCUCAUCUAGAAGUCAAACUUAUUUUGGAUCCUUGCAGAGAGUUUAAUCUUCGAGUUUGUAAAGCUGUUGAGUUUUUAGAGUCACAUGGAUUGUUUUGACAUUUACAAACGGAGUCCUGAAAUAAAAUUGCAGUUGCGGAUUUCUGUCAUUUAGUCUGGACUAAACAAAUAACAGCAGCAUAAAUCUCAAACGUCAUUAUGAGGAGUCUGGAUUGAGGUUUCUCACUUGAUAAUGAUCAAAACAUGACAUUUAGGUUGGUUUAAAGGAAUAUUCCACCUUAAAUCUUUGAAUGUUGACCUAAAAGGUUGGUUUCAGGAAGCAUUCCACCUACAAGGUCCUCACACAUCGACCGUAAAAAAAAAAACAUUCCACCAAAAAUCCCUGGACAUGCACCUAAAAUGUUGGUUUAACCGAUUAUUCCAUCCAAAAUCCUCAAAGAGACCUGAGGGGCUGGUUAAAAGGAAUAUUCCACCUAAAACCUCAACUAGGGCAGUAUGUGUAGCAGCGACAACCGAAAGAGGUCCGCGCUGGGUGGAAGAACAGCGUCUGAGCGGCAGCUCCCUUUCUGCUCUUACCUUAUUCACUAAACUCAAGCGUCAUGGAGGACUUGAGUAGUUGACGUUUCCUGCUGCAACCUUCUCUUUUUCAGCUUUCUUCCACGUCCGAUCACUCCAGACCCGGUUUUUGUUGACGUUUUUGACCCUUUUACCGAGCUUUGACCAAUCUGAGAACAUGAAGUAUAUCAUCGACAUUGAUGGCGUAACCAAUGGAGGGAAAACCACCCUCACCAACCGCCUGAUCAAGAACCUGCCUAACUGCUGCGUGGUGCAUCAGGAUGACUUCUUCAAGCCCCAAGAUCAGAUUAAAGUUGGUGAAGAUGGCUUUAUGCAGUACGAUGUCAUCACUGCUUUGGACAUGGACGCCAUGAUGAGUACGAUCUAUGCGUGGCUGGAGAACCCGGUGAAGUUUGAGAAGUCUCAUGGCGUUAAUAACACCCUGGACACAGAGAUCGUCCCGAAGUCCGACCAUAAGGAGGAGGAGACUCACAUCCUCAUUGUGGAGGGCUUUCUGCUUUACACCCACAGGCCUUUGAACGACGUGCUAAACCAACGUUACUUCAUUUCCAUCCCAUAUGAAUAAUGCAAAAAGAGGAGGUGCUCUAGGAAGUCCAUGGUGCCAGACCCCCCGGCCUGUUUGAUGGCCACGUCUGGACCAUGGACCUGCAACACAAGAACAUCUGCUCACUGUGAAAGAUUAUUGAGAGCAGCUUUUGUGAU